Helianthus annuus (common sunflower) is the source of this 498-nucleotide messenger RNA. RefSeq lists its product as uncharacterized. The coding region runs from base 79 to 297 and encodes 72 amino acids. The transcript has 2 exons. NCBI's taxonomy places the organism in Eukaryota, Viridiplantae, Streptophyta, Magnoliopsida, Asterales, Asteraceae. The record is from RefSeq and is a predicted model, not a curated record.
UAGACCUAAACUCAACAACAAAUUCAUCUAUCUGUGUGUUUUGAGUGUGAGAGAGAAAGCGAUCAAAGAAGCACAACAAUGGGGGGAGGAAUGGAGGCCAACAAGAACAAAUUCAUCGAAGAUUGGGGCACAGUCAGAGAGAAUCUCGAGCACAAUUUCCGAUGGACUCGUCGUAACCUAGCUAUCGUCGGAAUUUUCGGCGUUGCCAUUCCUUAUUUGGUUUACAAGGGCACCGUUCGUGAAUUUCAUAUGCAGGAUGAAGACAAUAACAGACCGUACAGGAAGUUUCUGCCUUGAGAUGCAUUUCAAAUCAAUAACAUCUGGACGGAACGAAACCUGGUUUCAUUACAGACAUCUCUUGUUUUGUAUGUUGUGUUAUUUAGACCCUACUUUUAUCUCUGGGCAAUCACUAUUCUCGCAUUUGUGAAACAUCAAAAAUAAUUUUUUAAUGAAGUGCCAUACGACAGGUGAGUGACUCCUGUUUAUCCUGUUUGUAAA